This is a messenger RNA of Hyaloperonospora brassicae, 1587 nucleotides long. NCBI's taxonomy places the organism in Eukaryota, Oomycota, Peronosporomycetes, Peronosporales, Peronosporaceae. The record is from the annotation of a GenBank genome assembly.
AUGUCAAAGGUCUCGACGUUCGUGCGCAAACUCUUUCGCAAAGACGAUCGCGACGAUCGUGGGGUGCACCUUCGACUGCGAAGAGCUGUGGCCGCGGGCAAAGCUCGUCAAGUGGCCGUGUUGCUCGAGAAAGGGGCGUGUCCGAUUUGGAUGGACGACGACGCCCACAGUCGUCGACGCUUCCGUCGCCGUCACUCGGACCCGUGUCAACUCAACGCACUGCUGCUCGCCUGUCGUCUCGGCGACGUGGAGGUGCUCAGUCUGCUGCUGGACGCGUUCUUCGCAGAACCGCAAGUGCUGGCACACUUCAGCCGCGCCAUGUACUGCCUCGUGAUCCGCUACGGCCAUUGGAACGCUUUCCAGCGACUGCAACAACGCCGCGUGCCAAUGACCUCCGUGUCUUCUGCGUCGUCCAUCGACUCCAUUGACUCUCGCGCGUCCGACGCGUCGAGUCGACUGCUGUCUGCUGCAGCAAUGGAGCACUCGAGCUCGAAGCUCCCGAUGCCCGUAUUCGUCGCGGCAGAACACGGCCGUCACCACAUCUUGAGCUUCUUGUUGGACCGCUGCCCUCAGGACUGGGCGCACUACUCGUUCGAAGGGUAUUCGCUCUUGACGGUGGCCACUAUCAACGGGCACUACGAGUGCGUCCGUGUCUUGCUUGACCGUCAGGUCGCUAGUGGGAAAACCAUUAACGCUGCAGUCGCUGCAGCGCGCCGCCAUCGCCAGGCGCACAUCCUCGUCCUGCUCACAAGCCGUCUGCCUGAGUUCACAUCCGAUUCGGAACCUGCGUACAAGCGCCGAGAAAAUCUGCCACUCAACAACAGCCACAACAACCACAACAACCACAAGAACAACAACAACAACGUCAGUGACUUGAUGGGCUACCGAUUGAAGUCGUCUUGUUACGCCUCCUCACUCCUUCGAGGUCGCGCCUCAAUUGCAGAGACUGUGGCAAGCGAUUUCGACGAUGAUGGAAGACGCAGCAGUCUCCUGAGUGUCAGCUCACCUGUCAACUACAACCAGAGCUUGGACCACGUCGAGGAGAUGCGCAUUCGAGCGGAGAUGGCGCGCGAGCAGCAGCAGAUCGGUAUGAAGUGGUUCUUUGAUGGACGUGGACCAGCUGCAGGUGUGCCACGCCGCGUGGAUCCCCACGGACUGAGUGCGGGCAGUAUCCGAGUGCUCACGUCGGCGCGCGAAGGUGCUCCGAGCUCGAACGACAGCAGCUCUUCGUGCCAGGAAGACGUGUCGUGGUACGCGGUCAAGUCGAGUGACAAGAGCCUGCAGCAACUCGAUGAUCUAUUGACGAGCGAGGAAGAGGAGGAAGAGGAGGAAGAGGAGGAGGAGGAGGAAGAGGUGGAAACGUACUACGAGUCGAUGUUUCUGGUUCACGAAGAUGAAGUGACCGAGACGUCCGAUGAGCUGCCUCCUCUGUUCGAAGAAGCACAUAUGCCAGUGACAACCGCCCAGUCUUCAGGUGUGCAGCGAUCCGAGAGGUCACGUAAGGUCAUCAGUAUCCGCAGCAGUGGGUUGCAAAACCGACUGCUGACUGCCAUCGAAGAGAACUUUGCUGGAGAGACCGAAGCGUAG